Messenger RNA from Aspergillus alliaceus, 2211 nucleotides. Its product is annotated as putative sucrose transporter. NCBI's taxonomy places the organism in Eukaryota, Fungi, Ascomycota, Eurotiomycetes, Eurotiales, Aspergillaceae. The coding region runs from base 478 to 2172 and encodes 564 amino acids. The record is from RefSeq and is a predicted model, not a curated record. Gene Ontology annotation, cellular component: membrane. The transcript is spliced from 8 exons. Gene Ontology annotation, molecular function: sucrose:proton symporter activity.
GUUUGGUUCCCACCCGUGACUUUCUUCCCUUUUCCUCCCUGGAGAUCCCUGCUUUGCUUUCCCUCUGACUACUACUUCUAAUAUCCGAUUACUUGACCAUACAGACUACGGAUCCUCGCUUACUCCCGCCAGUCCGCCAAGUAACAACCGCAUUGUUCUCCGCCAUUGGAUCCGCGCGCCACCAUCCCCAGCUAUUUUUAUCACACCCAGACGGUGCGACAACCCCAACCCUCCGCCAACCUUUCCCCCCUGGUUGUUGACUACUCGUCGCAUUUUACUCCUCAGUAACGUUCGGAUUGCGCAAUCCUCAGUCGAACUUCCAUUCUCCUCGAUUUAAUUGAGAAUCUAUCAACUGUUCUAGAACGUGCGGUUGCCUGAUUGCGAGUAGGAGACCAGGUAGAUCAAGCUCAUUUCAUGGAAAGUUGAGGCUUUGGAGGAGCGUCCAGUGCAUGCAAUCAUUUAGCGUCCAGAUCCAGGAUGCCACAAGCUGCAAGAUGGGUGGGUUCUCCCUCCAUCAAAGGACGAACAGAGGCAAUGCGGAUGGCACUGUUGACUUUCAGCCUGUUGGGGUUACAAUUUACUUGGGGCAUUGAAAUGACCUACUGCACUCCAUAUCUUCUCCAACUUGGUCUUACCAAAUCCCGAACAUCGCUUGUCUGGAUCGCUGGUCCUCUGUCGGGAUUGAUUAUCCAACCGCUCAUCGGUGUUAUCGCCGACCGGUCGCGGUCAAAAUGGGGAAGACGAAGGCCAUUCAUGAUCGUGGGCUCGUUGAUUGUUGCCAUGUGCUUGCUAGUGCUGGGGUGGACAACAGAGAUUGUUGGCCUUUUUGUCAAGGAUGCAGAGAAGGCCAACAAAGUGAUCAUUGCACUAGCAGUCCUUAGCAUCUAUGCUGUGGACUUUGCCAUCAAUAUCGUCCAAGCGUGUUGCCGGAGCUUGAUAGUUGAUACCUUGCCUAUUCCAUCACAACAGGCUGGGUCAGCAUGGGCGACUAGGAUGUCGGCCAUUGGCCAGCUCAUUAGUUAUGUCAUUGGCUCGAUUGACACAGUUAGCCUAUUUGGAACUACAAUUGGUGAUACUCAAUUUAAGCAAAUGACAGUCAUCGCUGCGCUAUCCUUGAUUAUCGCCGUUUUGGUUACUUGCUAUUCUGUGAAGGAGCGAGUAUUAAUCACUGCCAGGGAUUCGGAAGGGAAAGCCGGAGCUUUCCAGGUCAUGUCCCAACUUUUCAAAACUACGAUGGACUUGCCUCCACGCAUCCAAGCCGUCUGCUGGGCUCAAUUUUGGGCAUGGAUUGGCUGGUUUCCAUUCCUUUUCUAUAGUACUACCUGGGUUGGAGAGACAUAUUUUCGGUAUGAAGUUUCGAAGGAUGCGACGCAACCGAGCGACAUGCUUGGCGAAGUUGGUCGAGUUGGCAGUUUGUCGCUUGUCGUCUUUUCUUCCAUAACAUUUAUCAGUUCUGUUCUGUUGCCAUUCUGCGUACAACCGCCGGAUGACAGGAGGCCCAGAUUCACCCCAAGACCGCCUCCCGGAAUCGCUGCGUUACUCAAAAAAGUAACUGUAGUACGUCCAGAUCUGCAGACAACAUGGUUGAUCUCGCAUGUGAUGUUUGCAGCCACUAUGAUAUUCGCACCAUUAGCCCGAUCCCGGGCCUUCGCAACCUUUUUAGUAGCUAUAUGUGGAAUCCCGUGGGCCGUCAGCAGCUGGGCCCCGUUCGCAUUCAUGGGCGUGGAGAUAAACAAGCUAGCACUAGGCCCAACUCAAGCGUCGCGCCUCGCCGGAGUCACUAUGAUCACGUCCUCCAGUAUUCGUUCUGGAGCUUACCGAGAUAUGAACGGGGACACGGAGAUGGAUGUGUUGCGUAUCAACCAGAACGACUCAGACAGCGAUAGUGACGCCGAGGGCGGCGCCUCCAAUUUGUCGUCCACAGGUGAGCUGGCUGGCAUCUACCUCGGCGUGCUGAACGUGUACACGACUCUACCACAAUUCGUCGGCACAUUCAUUAGCUGGAUAGUGUUCAACGUUAUCGAACCAGGCAGCACAAAGCGAGACGCUUCAGAGACGCAAUGGAUGAAUCUCGAUAAGGGCUCGCCAAAUGCCAUCUCGAUCUGUCUGUUUAUUGGCGCGCUUAGUGCGCUUGUGGCUAUCGAAGCGACUCGACGAUUACGUUAUGUUUAAUAGUAGCCGUGCCGGUUUAUCUUUAACGGUACAUCUUCU